Emiliania huxleyi CCMP1516 is the source of this 1048-nucleotide messenger RNA. RefSeq names its product mitochondrial substrate carrier family protein. NCBI's taxonomy places the organism in Eukaryota, Haptophyta, Isochrysidales, Noelaerhabdaceae. Bases 16 to 1008 code for a protein of 330 amino acids. The transcript has 7 exons. The record is from RefSeq and is a predicted model, not a curated record.
UCGGACCGCCAGCUCAUGGCGAUGCCUCCUCGACGACGCGUGAGCUUCGGGCCGCAUGACGAGCACGACACCGAGGAGAGCAAACAAGAAGUGCUGCCACGUCAAGGCGCGCAGCAAAGCUACGCUCGAGGCUUCAUGGCGUCGUCGCUCGCGCCCGCGCUCGCCGCCAUCUUCACAAACCCAGUCGAGGUGGGAAAGGUGCGCCAGCAGCUGGACAAGCAGCCAGCGUCGCUGGUGGCGACGCUGCGCCACGUCUGGCAGUCGCACGGGCUGGCAGGCUUGCAGGCGGGGCUGCAGAUCUCGGUCCUGCGCGAGGCGUCAAAGUCCUUUUUCCGCAUCGGCUGCUUCACGCCGAUCCUCGACCAGCUGCACGACGCAGCGCAGGGGCCCGCGCCGCUGUACAAGCGGAUGGCCGCCGGCAUGUCGUCCGGGGCGAUCGCCGCCUUGGUAUGCAACCCGAUCGAGCUCGUCAAGACGCGCCAGCAGGCGGCGGGCGGCGGCGCGGUGCUGGACGGCUUCCGACAGCUCCACGCCGCAGAGGGGCUGGUGGGCAUGUGGCGCGGGACGGCCGUGUCGAUGUGCCGGUCGGCGAUGGUGACGGGGCCUCACCUCACCACCUACACCGCCCUCAAGGAGGCGGUCGCGGCGCGCGGUUGGCUCCCCGACGCGCCGCCGCUGCACAUGCUCGCCUCGCUCGCCGGCGCCUUCGCCGGCGUCUGCUGCAACCAGCCGCUCGACGUGGUGCGCAACCGGCUGUACAACCAGCCCAUCGGCCCGGACGGGCAGGGCACGCUCUACGCCGGCGCGGUCGACUGCGCCAAGCAGCUCCUGUGCAGCGAGGGGCCUCUCGGGCUGUACCGCGGCUUCUCGUCGCACUACCUGCGCGUCGGCCCCCACUACGUCCCCCCCCCCUGCAGCUUGGCCCUCGACCACAGCCCGCCCUCCCUCGGCGGUCAGCGUGGAGCGCUCUGCAAAGUUGUAUACAGAGACCGAACAACAGCGGAAUAGGUGUUCUUUCAAGAUAGCUCUGUCGUCUGUGUGUAACAUC